AAUACGCUGUAACACCGGAAGUACCAACAUCUCAAUGUGACUUACUGAAGCUAACGCAGCUAACACAUUCAUGCUUUAAUAUCUCGUUCAACAAGUGAUUUAAAGACUACAAAAUGUUCCUCACCACCGUUAACUUGGCCAAGGCUAAAUCCAAGACAGUGCUGGUGCAGAUGAUGAGCGCUGCAGGGACAGGUUACUUCUUCAACACGAAGAGGAACCGACUCACACAGAAACUGGUGCUGCGCAAACAUGAUCCAGUCGUGAACAAGCACGUCCUGUUUUUUGAGAAGAGGAAGAUCAGAUCGAUUUAACAAUGCACAGAAACAUGGACAACAAAAACCUGCAACGGUUUUAAACAGACAAUUUAACAGUUGUGCAUUAUACAAAGUGCUCUGCUGAG
This is a messenger RNA of Scomber japonicus (chub mackerel), 400 nucleotides long. It is a transcript of the gene mrpl33, whose product is annotated as mitochondrial ribosomal protein L33. Lineage: Eukaryota; Metazoa; Chordata; Actinopteri; Scombriformes; Scombridae. The transcript is spliced from 4 exons. The record is from RefSeq and is a predicted model, not a curated record. Gene Ontology annotation, cellular component: mitochondrion; ribosome. Gene Ontology annotation, molecular function: structural constituent of ribosome. Gene Ontology annotation, biological process: translation. Bases 114 to 311 code for a protein of 65 amino acids.